This is a messenger RNA of Gossypium arboreum, 1757 nucleotides long. RefSeq lists its product as uncharacterized. Gene Ontology annotation, cellular component: cytoplasm; membrane. NCBI's taxonomy places the organism in Eukaryota, Viridiplantae, Streptophyta, Magnoliopsida, Malvales, Malvaceae. The record is from RefSeq and is a predicted model, not a curated record. The transcript has 7 exons. Bases 289 to 1434 code for a protein of 381 amino acids.
UAAGAUACACCUUCACAUAUUUCAAGAAAAAAGAGAUCAUACACCAUCGCAAUCCCCGUACAAAGUAUAAAAUAAAGCCAUUGUGGGCUUGAAUCAAGAGCACUGCAUAAAAGCAUAAUGCUUACCGCAUUGAAUCGCCCCUAACGAAGUUAUUCUCAUAUAAGAAACGGCUCUUUCCGACAUCUGCAACGUUGGGGACACUAGAAACAACUAUUACAAGUGGCUGUUGAAGUCUUUGUUAGUUGCCGAGGCAUAUCUCGGUCGACUCAACUCCACUCAGUCCGAUCCAUGGCGUCUCUUCACCCCACGAUCUCUCCUCAAAGCCUCCUUUCUUUAACAAAACCUCGAAAACCCAUUUCGAGGCACCUCUCAGCUUCCUCAUUAACCACCUCAAAACUGCCCGAGGGCCUUGCUUUCUCGGGAACCAAACAGAAAAACAAAAGGGAAAACUCGGUGGUGGUGGUGAAGUCAUUAGCCGAGGAGCUUGACGUGAUACCAGUUCAAAGUGAGGAUGUUAUAGAUAUACAAGAAGGAGUUGCGGUGAGUCAGGCGCCGAGAGAAUCGUCAGGAGGAGAGUUAGUGACUCAAGUAGGUGGGUUUAGCAAUGAAGGAAUGUUAUCUUUUGAAGGGGUUUCUUCUUCAGGUUCAACUUCAGGGAACGGAUUUGGUGAUGGACAAGGAAGUCAAGAGGAACUGGAUAGGCUUAUGGAUAGAAUUAUUAAUGCUACUAUUGUUCUUGCUGCUGGUACUUAUGCCAUCACCAAGUUGCUUACCAUUGAUCAGAAUUAUUGGCAGGGAUGGACUAUUUAUGAGAUAGUAAGAUAUGCACCUCAACACAAUUGGAGUGCUUAUGAAGAAGCUUUGAGGACAAACCCUGUUUUAGCGAAAAUGGUUAUCAGUGGAAUUGUCUAUUCUAUAGGGGAUUGGAUUGCGCAAUGCUUUGAAGGUAAACCUCUAUUUGAGUUUGAUCGUAUGCGGAUGUUCAGAUCUGGCCUUGUUGGCUUUACUCUACACGGUUCCUUGUCUCAUUACUAUUACCAAUUCUGUGAGGAGCUUUUUCCUUUCCAAGACUGGUGGGUGGUUCCUGCAAAAGUAGCUUUCGACCAAACUGCGUGGGCUGCAGUUUGGAACAGCAUUUACUUCGUGAUUUUGGGAUUUCUGCGUCUUGAAUCUCCGAUCAGUAUUUUUAACGAAUGGAAGGCAACAUUCUUGCCUAUGUUGACAGCCGGAUGGAAACUUUGGCCAUUUGCUCAUCUUAUCACUUAUGGUUUUAUUCCGGUAGAACAAAGGCUUCUUUGGGUGGACUGCGUAGAACUUAUUUGGGUGACGAUUCUCUCAACUUAUUCGAAUGAAAAAUCGGAAGCAAGAAUCUCCGAGGCAGCACCAGCAGAAGCAAGUUCAAUUUUGCCACCUGUUGGUCCACCCGAGGAGUAAAUAAUGAGAUUUAGGAUAUCUGGGAUUUGAGACAUGACAGUGGAAUUAAUCCUCACUCGCUUCGAUCAAACGAGGCUUGACAGGCCGGUCACCGGAAAAUAACGCAAAAACAAGGGGAAAUUACAUGCGUAUGCUACGUAAAUGCUGUCUUUUGUUUGUAUGUACAAAAAUUAUACUUUUGGAGACGUUGUGAUCACUAAUUGUGGAAAAUAUCAUGGUAUAGUGCUGGAAAUUUUCUAUAGAAUAUGGAAGUUUUCAUGUAUGUAAAACCUUUUUUCCAUUAUAAUUGUGUUCUUUUUUUUGUUUUGUUUCUAUUGAUAAAA